AUUUUAGAUAUAUCAGUUUCUCCGUUAAGUCCUUCGUGUGUGCUUAUAAAUAAAAUACGACGCAUUUAUUGAAUCGAAAAUAUCCUUCAAAUAAUGUAAUAUUGUAGUGAUCCUUAUAUGAUUAAAAAAAAGUGCUGAUGAACAUAUACUUUCAGUCAAACUCUUCAUUUAUAUAAGGAUCAUGUGCAUACAAGGAAACAUAGUUUACGCAAAACUUACAAACACUAAGAGUUGAUAUUAUUUUAAAAUUUAUUAUUAAAUGCAUAUUUACAUGAGUUAAGUGUGGUAUAGACAAAUGUAUCAUUGCAAGUAAAGAAGUUUCAACUAUUAUUGAGGAGCAUAUAGCAAGGAUAUCUAGAGAGAAAAGUAUACCCGACACCAUUUAUUGUAAAUCGCCAACACCAAUAAAACCAUGAUCGAUCCCAGUUCAAGUGAGGAGGAAGGUGAUGACGAUCCCGUGGUAGUUGCACCACCGAAGGGUCGUCAAGUUGCAGCAUCAUCUUCUACUUCAGCUUCCAAACCUAAUGCUAAUGCCACCACAAAUUCUGAUGCGAACUUUUCCAGUUCUAAACACAAUGGUGAUCACUUUCAAACCUCUACGCAUAAAUCGUUUGGAGGUACUGCUGCCGCCGCUGCUAAUGCACUCGAAGGCGGUGUGGCUAGUGGGAACAGCAAGUUAGAGCAUGGGACCCAUAUGAUGAUCAGUGGUGAUACAUCAGGAAAUUUAGAAGUACCAAACAGUGCCAUACCAAGCGGUAUAUCACAAGAGACGCUAAACCAAAGUGUUGGCUCAUCACGUGCAAAUUCUCUACCUCGACCGAUAUCGCCGUCACCGUCCGUUGUGAGCGAUAAAAAUGAUGGAGACGUACAUGAAAAACAUGAACGUGAAGAGGAGGAUCGUAAGCGACGUAUACAAUUAUAUGUUUUCGUUUCACGUUGUAUAUCGUAUCCAUUCAAUGCCAAACAGCCGACUGACAUGACCAAGAGGCAGCCUAAAAUUGCAAAGCAACAAUUGGAGACAAUUACCCAGCGCUUUCAAGCUUUUCUAAAGGGCGAGACGCAAAUAAUGGCUGAUGAAGCCUUUCAAAAUGCUGUACAAAGUUAUCAUGAUGUUUUCUUGAAAUCAGAGCGUGUACAAAAAAUGGUGCAAUCGGGCGCGUGUUCUCAGCAUGAUUUUCGUGAGGUUUUCCGAAAUAACAUCGAGAAGCGCGUAAGGUCUUUACCUGAAAUCGACGGUCUGAGCAAGGAGACGGUGCUUACUUCGUGGAUGGCCAAGUUCGAUAUCAUACUUAAAGGCAGUGGAGAAGAAGACUCCAAACGUCCUUCAAGAAUGCAACAAUCACUUAACAGCGAACUGAUUUUGUCGAAGGAACAGUUAUAUGAUAUGUUUCAACAGAUAUUGAGUGUUAAGAAAUUCGAACAUCAAAUUCUCUUCAACGCGUUAAUGCUGGAUUCAGCCGAUGAGCAAGCAGCUGCAAUCCGUCGUGAGCUAGACGGCCGAAUGCAGCGAGUCAGCGAAAUGGAAAAGAACCGUAAACUAAUGCCAAAGUUUGUGCUUAAAGAGAUGGAGUCUCUUUAUAUUGAAGAGUUAAAAUCAUCUAUAAACUUGCUGAUGGCAAAUUUAGAAUCCUUACCUGUAUCCAAAGGAAAUAUGGAUAGCAAAUAUGGUUUACAAAAACUCAAGCGCUACAAUCAUAGGUACAUAUUUCUCACUCCAUCAUUUCUUAGGAAGAUGAUAUUGCGUUCACAUGGCUCACUAUCGAAAUUGGAAGGUGACGCAGAUGAGGGCAUAACGCAACUAACGAAACUGGAUGUAGUGCUUACAUUUCAACUGGAAGUUAUCGUUAUGGAAGUUAAAGGUCUCAAAUCUUUGGCGCCCAAUCGAAUUGUAUAUUGCACCAUGGAAGUAGAAAAUGGUGAGAAACUACAAACCGAUCAGGCAGAGGCUUCAAAACCAAUGUGGGAUACACAAGGUGACUUUACAACGACGCACCCCUUACCAGUAGUUAAAGUAAAGCUAUAUACAGAAAACCCUGGCAUGCUGGCAUUAGAAGACAAGGAACUGGGCAAGGUAACAAUAAAACCAACACCGCUUUCAUCGAAGUCUCCCGAAUGGCAUCGAAUGGUAGUCCCUAAGAAUCUUCCAGAUCAAGACCUUCGAAUUAAGAUUGCUUGUCGGUUGGACAAACCACUCAAUAUGAAGCACUGUGGUUACCUUCAUGCUAUUGGUAAAUCCGUAUGGAAGAAGUGGAAGAAACGUUACUUCGUGUUAGUUCAGGUGUCCCAGUACACAUUCGCAAUGUGUAGCUAUAAAGAGAAGAAGUCUGAGCCAUCGGAAAUGAUGCAAUUGGAUGGAUAUACUGUUGAUUACAUAGAAGCAGCGAGCGCCAACUUAAUGUUUGGCAUCGAUUUGAAUGGCGGCCGCUUUUUUUUCAAUGCAGUUCGAGAAGGAGAUAGUAUUGCAUUUGCUUGCGAAGACGAGAAUGAAUGUAGUCUCUGGGUGAUGGCUAUGUAUAGGGCUACGGGACAAUCGCACAAACCCACACCACCAGUAACCCAGGAUAAAAACUCGGCGAUAUCAAAAAUUCAAGGCGAUGCCGACAAAGCUCGAAAACAUGGCAUGGAAGAUUAUAUAAGUGCAGAUCCUUGCUCAUUCGAUCACGCUGCGCUCUUCAAAGUACUACAAAAUCUUACGCUCGAGUAUCGCCUUAAUGAUCCAUAUGCGUCAUUGGGUUGGUUCAGCCCGGGCCAAGUCUUCGUACUCGACGAAUAUUGUGCGCGGUAUGGCGUGCGAGGUUGCUACAGACAUCUCUGCUAUUUAUCAGAUUUGUUGGACCGAGCAGAAAAGCAGUACAUGAUUGACCCCACGUUGAUACAUUACUCGUUUGCGUUUUGCGCCAGCCACGUACACGGAAAUAGGCCCGAUGGCGUAGGCAGUAUAACGCACGAGGAAAAGGAAAAGUUUGCUGAAAUUAAAGAGCGUCUUCGGAUACUACUUGAGUAUCAAAUAACAAAUUUUCGCUUUUGUUUUCCAUUUGGACGUCCGGAAGGGGCUCUAAAAGCUACAUUGUCGCUCUUAGAACGUGUGCUCAUGAAGGAUAUUGUUACACCCGUACCACCGGAAGAAGUGCGUAUGAUGAUCAAAAAAAGUUUAGAGACCGCGGCACUCGUAAAUUAUACACGACUAUCUUCGGAAGCGAGAAUUGAAGAGGAUCUCCGUGGCGAAAUCAUUGUACCAGCAGCGAAGAAACUCGAAGACCUCAUUCAUCUGGCCGAGCUUUGCGUCGAUCUGCUGCAACAAAAUGAAGAGCACUAUGCCGAGCUACGAAAGCAUGACAAAAAGAAUAAGGAAAAAAAGGAAGGCCAAAGCACAAAAGAGGAAACAGGCGAAGCACCCACAUUAGGUGUUGGAGCCCAAGGUACGAGCGGGCAAGGAGCGUCUGCCGCCAUGGGUAGCGGCAGCAACGAUAGUGAUGCUGGGAAACCGGAAUCGGGAGCUCCCGGAGCCGAUGGAGCAACAGCGUUUCGAUACUGCAUGCCAACACAUGCAGUAUACACCUCACCAGUACCAACGGCAUUCGCAUGGUUCAGCGACUUGUUGGUGGAGCAUGCCGAAAUUUUCUGGUCGCUCUUCGCCGUGGACAUGGACAGGGUACUUACCGAGCAGUCUCCAGACACUUGGGACUCAUUUCCUUUAUUUCAAAUACUUAACGACUAUUUACGUGCAGACGACAAUUUGCGAAAUGGGCGCUUCCAUCAACAUUUGCGUGAUACGUUCGCACCGUUAGUUGUACGUUACGUCGACCUCAUGGAGUCAUCAAUUGCUCAAUCCAUACAUAAGGGCUUCGAAAAGGAACGCUGGGAUAGUAAAGGGAUUAAUGCAGCCUUAAAUCCAGCGACAUUAAAUAACGCGGCGCAGGCUUUAAAUACCGCAGCCCUUAACCCGGCGGCGCUGCUUGGGGGCAAAAAAGAUCAGGUCAAUUUCUAUAUACCAAAGCUACCAAGGCGUUCUGUUAAUGCUAACGAAGACACGAGAAAUGGUUGUGCCACAUCCGAGGAUCUCUUUUGGAAAUUAGAUGCCUUACAGUCAUUCAUCCGUGAUCUCCAUUGGCCCGAUGCAGAGUUUCGUCAACAUUUGGAGCAACGCCUAAAAAUGAUGGCAACUGAAAUGAUUGAACAAUGCAUCCAGCGUACGGAUUCAUCAUUUCAGUCGUGGCUAAAGAAAAAUGUGGCCUUCAUUUCAACCGACUAUAUAAUACCUUCGGAGAUGUGCGCAAUGGUUAAUGUGAUAUUAGAUGCUAAAAAUCAAAGCUUUAAAUUAACUACAAUAGAUGGUAUUGAUUUGUACAAAUUUCAUGCAAAGAUUGAUGACCAAAUCGAUAAAGCGAAUGUAGCCAUGACACAAGGCCUGAUUAGUAAACUUAUGUCUGUGCUAGAGUCGACUUUGUCGAAACUGGCACGGUACGACGAAGGCAGCCUUAUUGGUUCCAUACUCAGCUUUACAAACGUGUCCAGCUCAGGGAAGGAUCUCGGCCAAGGUUAUGUAAAUUUCUUUCGUAACAACAUGGAUCAAAUACGUGGUAAAAUCGGUGACGAUUUGUGGACACUAAACUUUUUCGAACAGUGGUAUACACAGCAGAUUAAUAUGCUUUGUAAUUGGCUCUCCGAGAGGCUAGAUCAUGCUCUCCACUAUGCUCAAGUGACGUCCAUAUCACAUAUAACAAAGAAAAUUUAUUCCGAUUUCGAGCUUCAAGGCGUUUUAGAGGAUAAACUCAAUUCCAAAGCAUAUCAAACUGUUGCCCAACGCAUGGCCACUGAGGAGGCGACGUGCGCGUUAACCAUGCCCGAUGUCGUCGAGUGUGAUGACAACGGGGAAGCACUCAAAGGCGAAGGUGGUGAUGAAGAUGGCGCCGGUGAAGAAGGUGGUGGUGCUUCGCGUGGUUUACCCAAACCGAAAAUUGCCGCCGCGCAAGCAGCGGCCGUAACUAAUGUUGUGGCUGGUCGGGUUGGCAAUUUAUUAGGAAAGGGUAUUGGUGGACUUAGCUCAAAGUUGGGAGGUGGCAGCUGGUUUUAGAGCCAACACUGCGUAAUGCAUUGAUAUUAAAGUGUUUAAAAGCGCCACAAUAAUUGUUGAUAUUACAGUGGUUACACAGCAUGCAACCAAAUAACAAAUCCACAACAUAAGAUUUUACGUACAUGUAUAUGCCUGUAAUUGUGUACUUGCACGUAUAUGUAAUCUAUAUAAAAAAUAUCUAUAAAUACGAAUUAUAUAAACCUAAAUAAUACCUACGUUUCUACAAUAGUUAACCAUAAAAAAUGUUUGCUAAACCGUAUGACUACUCAUGAAAAUAAAGUUUAAUUCAAUAAUUAAAGUCAGUUAAAAAACAUUUUCUUCCUUUUUCGGCAUACCAUUUAAUAAAAAACGAGCGAAAAGUUAAAAUAUUGUUACUUUAGUAGCUAAGGCGCAUAUAAAUAUUUAUACUAAUAUACUAAAUAUGUAUUUAAAUAUACAUACAUUCACAUAUAUACAUAUUUAAAACCAAGCGUCUCACUGACAUAUUGCAUCGAUUUCUCGAUAUAGGGGAUUUCUUUUCAAUAUUAACAGCAACAUUUGUGCUAUAUAUAAUUAUUAUAUAAUUCCAUUCCGAUGCAUAUACAUACUUAUAUGCAUGCAUUAUAUUCAAAUAUAUUGUGAACGUUAUCUAAAAUUAGGCGAGAGUAUAGAAAAUAUUAUUAUAAAAUUUUACAUAAACAAAUUAAUUUAAAUAUAAAUAAUAAUAAACUGCAACUCAUUUAUCGCGAGAAUCUUGCGGAAAUGUUCUUAAUAGAUAAAAACAAAAACAAGGCAAUAUACUCACCUUGAUACUCUGAGCCAAGUCCAUGCAAUAUAAACGACAAACAUAUAACAAAAUCUUCAAUACGAUACACAGUAACACUAAAACGCAUUUCAAUAACAGCUUAGUACAUGCAUACAUAUGUACACAUGUAUAUAUAGCGUGAGUUAAAUUUUACUGAUCAAGAACAACACCACGAAUAAUAUUGCUACAAGACCAUCAACACAACCAGCGUUCCAAUAAUAACCGAAAUCCAGCAGAAAAAUAAUAAUAAUAAAAAAAAACAAUUAAAAUGUUCAAUAUACAAUUUUUCAUGUUAUUGUGCAUACAGUAGUUUCCCCGAUAUAAAGCGCAUUUUAUUCAACGAAAAGCACAAAUAACGAAUAAAAUUACCAUAUAUUUAUUUUAACAUAAAUUAUUAUUAAUUUUAAAUUUUACGUUUGAGUUUUUGGCAGAAGCAAAUUAUUUGAGUAAAGUUUUUUAUUUUAAUUUCAUUUUUUCAUUUAUUUAUUAUUUUAUUUUGUUUUUAUUAUUACAUUGCAACUAGUUCAUUCAUAUAUACAAAAGAAAGACUAACAAGCAACUAUUUGAGUAAAGUUUAACAAAAAAGUUCAAUUUGAAGUAACAAAUUUUCGCAUUUUAAAUUAUUUUUAAUAUCGUAUUAUAUUUUUAUUUAUUAUUAUGGAAUUUAUAAUAUUAUUUUUUAUUAUAAGAGUGACUAGAAAGGUCACUAGCAAUUAGUUAAGGGGCAUAUUAGAUUACACUGUUUCCGCUUAUAUAUGAACCUGUUUUUUACUCGGAAAACUACUGUAUGAUUAUCUUCUUUUGUGCAUACAUAUAUUGUUAGAUACAAAUUUUUAAAUUAUAUAGUAUAUCUAAAGGAAGAUUUGUGUGUAUGAUAUGUGCAGUGAAAUAUUUUCAACCAAAUCAAAACAGUUUGCCAGUUAUUACCCCAAAUAUGUGCAAAAAUUUGUAUCUUAUAUCCUGACUGUAAAAUUUUUGUUUACCGCUGCUUUACAACCUAUUACGAUUUGUUAUAUAUGUAUAGUUGCAAGGAAUUGUAUAGAGAAAAUCAAUAAAUCAACACAUAUGAGCACAGAAGACGAAUUAAUUUACAUACAGUACUGUAUUUAUGUAUGUUGUAUAUACAUAUAUAACGGCAUGUUCGAAAUACGUACAUACAGUUAACUCACGGUAACUUCAAUGCAUCUAAAUUGGACCAACAGCUAAUACUUCACACAUUAUACAUGAAUACAAAAAGAAAUACCACCGCAAAGGUACUAAAUAUUGAGUGAAAUGGAAAGUAAUAAAAAUGUAUUUAAUUUCAUAAAAAAUGCAUCACACAUUGAUAAUUACAAAAAAUGUGCGAACUUGGUUAUCAAUGAGUUCAAUUUAUCGUGAGUGUGCUGUGUAUGUACAAACAAUGUAUAUGAGAUAUGUACUGCUGUACAUACAUAUGUACAUAUAUGCAUCUGUGGAGUUAGAACAAUUGUUUAGCAAAUAAAGCAAUCAAACAAAAAGCACCAAAAACACCAAAAAAUAUAUGGAAUCGAAUUAUUGUAAUUUAAUUAUAUCAAGUAGUGAUUAUAAUUAUAAUAAAUAUUACUAUAUACCGCAUUGAAACUGCAUGUACAUUACAUAUAUAUAUACCUUUACGAUUAAGUCUACAAAUGUACGUAAAUAUAUGAUAAUAAUAUGCAGGCGCAUGUAUACGCAAACACAUACAUAUGUACAUAUGUAUAUAAAAUAUAUUUGGUAGCAUAUAUAUAACCUAAACCUACAUACAUACAUAUAUGAGUAUACAUACAUGUACCAUGUAUGUAGAUUGUACAUAAGCACUUUAAAGCUUCUUUACCAUACGUGCUAUUCGUACUUGGAGGACGGUCAUGCAUACCAUGUAAUGCGUGGUUUUACCUACAUAUACAUAUGUAUGUGCAUGCAUGAAUGUAUAAAUUGCGCAUAUUCCAUUUUCACACCAAUAAUAAAGCGUUUAAUUCAUGCAACCUA
This is a messenger RNA of Zeugodacus cucurbitae (melon fly), 7841 nucleotides long. It is a transcript of the gene Cadps, whose product is annotated as calcium-dependent secretion activator. NCBI's taxonomy places the organism in Eukaryota, Metazoa, Arthropoda, Insecta, Diptera, Tephritidae. The record is from RefSeq and is a predicted model, not a curated record. The coding region runs from base 413 to 5074 and encodes 1553 amino acids. The transcript is spliced from 25 exons. Gene Ontology annotation, biological process: dense core granule exocytosis; synaptic vesicle exocytosis.